Molecule: messenger RNA, 2582 nt
Organism: Seriola aureovittata
Lineage: Eukaryota; Metazoa; Chordata; Actinopteri; Carangiformes; Carangidae
Gene: egln3
Product: egl-9 family hypoxia-inducible factor 3
Exons: 5
Coding region: 531-1256 (241 amino acids)
Biological process (GO): cellular response to hypoxia; peptidyl-proline hydroxylation to 4-hydroxy-L-proline
Cellular component (GO): cytoplasm; nucleus
Molecular function (GO): L-ascorbic acid binding; peptidyl-proline 4-dioxygenase activity; ferrous iron binding
Source: RefSeq, a predicted model, not a curated record
CAUACAAAUUUCCUGCCAAGGUUCAUUUUGACUUUUUCCACAGCCAUAAGGAACAUACAUGAAAGCAUAUCAAACAAAACAGCAGACAAAUAAACAAGUGGUAUAAAAUAAAGUUAUUGUUUCACUUUAUGAGAUAAUGGAUAGGGACUAUUCUCAUUGGUCCUUAGAAAAAACAGGAGACCCAGGUGAGAUGUAGAAGAAGGUGGUUUCCAGGUGUUAAAAUCCCCAUUAAAGAUGAGAUAAAAUGACUUGUUUUACAAAGGAAACAUUUCCAAUACAAGCGGAACUGACUCUUAUUUUGAAACGUGUAACCGGAAGUGUUGCGGGUGCACACCCGCUGACGUGACGCUGCUGCAGCCUCAAUAAGAGCUCGGUGGAAACAUGAAGUUGGACGCUGGAUCGUUCAGUAACGAUCUGAUUUAACUUGGUGACUUUCAGCGGAGCUUCACUUCACUUCCGCUCAGCCUCCUGUCACACCUCAACUCCCGCCAUCAGACUGAAUUCACUCCAACAUUGCCACAGCUGUUGAGAUGCCUUUUAUCGAGCACGUAUCGGACGCGGACCUGGAGCGUUUGGCUCUGGAGCGGGUCGUCCCGGCCCUGCUGUCCCACGGGUUCUGCCAUGUGGACGGUCUCCUCGGGCAGCUGGCCGGGGACGCGGUGCUGGAGCAGGUGAAGGAGAUGCACCGGUCCGGGGCGCUGCAAGACGGCCGGCUGGCCGGCUCCGUCCGCGGCAUCCACCGCAAGAGCAUCCGCGGGGACAAGAUCGCCUGGGUGAGCGGGUCGGAGCGCGGCUGCGAGGCGAUCAGCUUCCUGCUCAACCUCAUCGAUAAGCUCAUCUCCGUGUGCGCGAGCCGGCUCGGCAGCAAGGCGAUCCGGGAGAGGUCAAAGGCCAUGGUGGCGUGUUACCCGGGAAACGGCGCCGGUUACGUCAAACACGUGGACAACCCCAACUCUGACGGACGCUGCAUCACCUGCAUCUACUACCUCAACAAGAACUGGAACGCCACGGAGCACGGUGGCGUCCUCAGGAUCUUUCCUGAAGGGAAAUCCUACGUGGCCGACAUCAAACCGCUUUUUGACCGGCUGCUCUUCUUCUGGUCCGACCGCAGGAACCCGCACGAGGUGCAGCCCUCCUACUCCACCAGGUACGCCAUCACAGUCUGGUAUUUUGAUUCUGAGGAGAGAGCCGAGGCCAAGAGGCGCUUCAGAGACUUGACAGCGUCCUCUGGGCAGCAGGGCAGCAGCUCCGGCUGACUGUGAGGAAACGUCGCCACCUGGUGUUCGUCACCUUGAACUGCAGGACGACAGGAUUCAGCCUCUCACACCUUCUGGAAAAGCAAAACAAAAGAAAGUAUCUUCACUCUGUCCUGGACUCCGGAGGAGUCGAGAGGGUUUUUAAUUCUUCAGCAGAUGAAUUUGAAUCCCCUCCUCGCUCCGACCGGCGUCCAGGCCGGAGAGAACGACCCGCCUGCGCCGCGCUGAGCGCCGCUGAAACCUGAUGAACGAUGAGUUCAGGUGACCGGCAGCUGCUCGGGACUUUUCCUGCUUUUGUGCAACACUCUGUCUCUGCUGAUUCCUACUGGAGGGAAACAGCGGACUGCACCUUUAAGCUUCGCCUUCACCUCGCUUCAAAGAAGACGGAGGAGGAGAGACGGCGAGCGUUCAUCAACGUUAACAGACAGAGAGAAACUAGAGACAUGAUGCCUUCAGGGCUGUGGGACAGAAACGUUUCAUGCUGCAGCAUGUUCUUAAUAAUUCUCUAGAAUGAGAAGCGGGGCGUCAUGUGUUCAGUGAUGGAGGAACAGCAGAGAACUGUUUACCAGUAAAUGAAAUGAACUAUAUUAUUAAUACAUGAGUGGAAAACACGAACACAGGCCAGUGGUGAUGAAAUGACACAGAGAGGUGGAGUCAGUUCAAGAGCGUCAGAAACCAACAACACAACAUGAGCAUUCAGUCAGCAGCUCUGGGUAUCGAACCUUCGGAGGAUGUGUUUUAGUGAUUAGUGUCAGUGCUAAAUACUAAUGAGUGACCACAUUUACUCCAGUGCUGUUCUUAGUGCCGUUUUCAGGAACUUGUUCUGCACCUACUUCACUACAUUAUCUGACAACUGAUACAACUCAAGCGACUGGACUGAGGGUCGGAUGGAGCAGAACUGAAGGUGUUUAGGUCCCAGAAGGUUCUGAUUCAGGUCGAUUAACGGGCCAACUGGACAGUGUGACGUUUAAAGGUCUAAAGUUCAACAAGAUAUUCUCCCUUAACUCCACGUGAAACAGAUUCAACAUUUAUUAAGGCACGUUUAAACGUUUAAACAUGAAGCAGAAAAGCAGAAUGUGAAACCAAGUCAAGACAAUAUUUUAUUAUGUUGAUGAGAAACAGGAAUCAAUGUACAUUCAGCAUUGAUCAUGAACUGACAUGUUUACACUGAAAUCAGCUGUUUUUCUUUUGUUAAAUGCAGUUAUUGAUUAUUGGAUCUCCAUCAGUUUGCUGGUCAUCAUGGCUACACACAAAGUCACAAUAAUAAACUCAAUGAUGUAAAAUGACUCAGUAUCAAUAAAAACAAAUAUAAAGAUCAGAAAAGGA